CAUGCCUCAGGCAUCGCUUCAAUCCUUCUUGUCUCCAUGCAGAGUGUCUGAGCGUUCGUCGUCUUCUUUUCAGUUGUGCUCGGGCGUCGCCUCGGCCUGCCAGCUGCCAGUCAGCCGAGUGCUUAUUCGUCGUUGAUUGUGUAACACCGAAAGCGAAAUGCCCCUCAGCUGAGAAACCUUGGGAAUGUCAAUCGAACGGAUAUCACAGCUCAGCACAACUUCCCCGGUACAUGUCGCCAAAUCGAGCAUCGCAAUCAAUCAUCUCCGGGCACCAUGGCCACAACUCCAUCCCACAUUGGGUCGAAGAUCGAUUGGGCGAUCGAUCACCUUAAUGCUCACUGGGACUUGAGGCUUCCUAAGCUUCAUGGUGCGCAAGUCAGAGACGCCGAGGCGAAAAAAUCUCUGCCUUAUAAAUGCUUCACGAGAAUUCGAUUUCUAUGUUUUCGUAUCCCAAUCGAGAAAAUCCUUGCCGACUUCGACGAGCAGGCUCGUUCAAUCCAUUCGAAAUGGAUCUUCAAGCCGUCUCAGGAGAAGGGAACUCUGCCGCGGCUUCCUGUCACCAAAAGCAUGAUGGGGAGGGAGAAAGGCGAGAAUCAAGUGAUAAGACUAUCGGAAUCUCAGCGAGAGAAGCUUCACCAGCUGCUGUUCAAUAAUUUGGACGAGCAUUAUGAGCUUGCUCGGAUGACCAAGACACUGUCUAUCGAACAGCAAUCCGAUGCUAGCUUCCAAACCGCGCCAACUACGCCAUGCAAGGUGUCCCUCAAUCGCACUCAAAGCCUACCAGUCACCCCCAGCAAACAUAUAUUAUACCCGCAAGAUAAUUGCGUGGACGGUGGGCUGGAACCUGUAUUGAAAGACCCCAAAACAGGCUCGGCAAAGCGAAGCAUAGCAUCACCAGACAACAAAAACAAGCGACAACAGAAGCUCGCUGAAUGUAACUACUUUAGACCAGCAUCUUCCUCUAGACGACCCCAGCCUCCAUUGCUCUCCGCUAUCGGUCAGCGCCUCGAACCGACUAGCUUCGAUACUGUUCUCACUGCCAAUGGCUCAUCCGUAUUCGAAAGUCCUGACCAUGACCACGACUUCUUUGCCUCCAACGACACCUCGAUAAUGAGUAGCCAAGCAACUGGCGACAAGGCCGAAGAGUCUCAAGAUCUCCUGCCAACACAGGAUCUGCAAGAUUUCCUGGAAGACGAGGAUUUCAACAAAUCAUUUAAUGAAAUGUGCAUGCCACAAAGCAGUUUUGAUCCCAUAGAAGUCGCACUGAGCAAUACCUUCAGAAGGCAAGCUUGUCUGCCACAGAAUGUUCCUUUCUGGCUAUGUUGGGAAAUCCAUCGACUUGCGCACCUCCUUGGGAAGCUGCCGCUCGACGUACAUGGGUCAAUCAUGAAGCUGUGCAAGUCGAAUACGCCCUCAUUCGACAGAUUCUGGGAAGCUGCAAAGGAAUUGUCGCAGAAGAUGGCUACCUCACCACCUCAGAAGUCCGAGGUGCCUCUUUGGAUGGGAACGCAGGACAAAUAUGAGGAUCCGAGCUCAACAAAGGCGCUUUACCUUACGGCUAGCCUGGAAUGGAGUGACAACCUUUCUCAAGGGAUGUUCAAAUUCCGGCCUAACGAGAUCCGUCUGGAACAAUCCUGCCGUCUUUACAGAAAAUUCGGUGCCGACCGCUUCCUGGUGCUUUUUGCGCCUUAUUUUUCCGAAGGUUCCCGCCGUGGGAAGCUUCGUGCGCAAGACAACGAAAACGAAUCCGUGCAUAAGAAGAUCACCAAAUUUAUGGCAGAAGGAAGACAUUUCAUUGCCGGCCGGUAUUGGCGAGUCUUCUACGUUGAGCCCGAGAAGAGAAAGAGCCGGAAAAAGGAACAUCAACAGCCUCGUCAGAAGCUUUUCUUGUUUGCAGAGACUGGAUACGACAUGAUAUCACCCCCAUUCUCUCUUGAGAUAAGCACGCCAUCACUAAAGAUCGAUGGCCAUCACCAGGAAAUCAGCUUGGAGACUGUGACUCAAUGGCACAUGCCAAUUGCUGCCAAUAGCACAUCAACUGAUCUCAAACUUUUCUCGAGAUGGGGCAUUGGCCUUUCAAAAACAACGCCAACUAUCACCCUUCGGCGAGAGGAGUUUGUUCGGCGACCUGAUCCGACGAAUGGUCCUGUUAUGAACGACGGAUGCGCCUUGAUGUCCUACCCAUUGGCAAAAGCAAUUUGGGAGGCCAGCGGCAAGCCAGGCGACAUGCCAUGCGCGGUGCAAGCUCGAGUUUCUGGAGCCAAAGGCUUAUGGAUUGUCGACUACCAGGGUCGACAACCUCACCGUACAGGAGAUCGAGGUUACUGGAUCGAAGUGUCCGACUCACAGUUGAAAAUCAAACCACAUCCUCGGCGUAGAAAGGAUGCAGAUGACAGCCUGCGAACGUUUGAGGUCUUGAAGUGGGCCGGCGAGUGCAAACCUGGACACCUCAAUAUCCAGCUGAUAUCCAUUCUUGAGGAUCGAGGUGUUCCACGAAAGGCUCUUCAAGAUGCACUGACGGCAGACACGCGGGCAUACUCAGACUCUUUGACUGCUGCCAUCGGGGAUACCAAAGAUGGCAGGGUGCUUCUGUUGUGGAUGCAUAUGAAUGGCCUUCUCGGCCCAUGCGAAGCACAGAGGAAUCUUGGAUCUUUCCCAACCGAUCGACGACAACAAAUGAGGCUAUUACUGGAAGCUGGCUUCAACCCCUCUGACUGCGCCAAGAUAGUCAAGUGUGCCUUUAAAAUACUUAGUGACUACAUGACAGACUACGUUGAGAGAUUAUGGAUAACCCAGUCAUGCUCAACAACCGUCUUCUGUGUGCCAGAUCCCACGGGUCUGCUGGAGGAGGAUGAAGUAUGCAUGAACUUUUCCAAGCCAGUAACCGACCCAAGAACCGGCAUGACUGAGUUUAGCCUCGAUAAGAUGAAUGUGUUGGUAGCGAGAAAUCCGGCUUAUCUUGCUUCGGAUAUGCAAAAGCGCAAGGCUGUGUACAUUCAUGAACUUCGACAUUACAGAAAUGUCAUCAUCUUUUCAACGAAAGGCAGUCAACCACUGGCUUCAAUGCUCUCUGGAGGCGAUUACGACGGUGAUACCUGCUGGGUAUGCUGGGACCCUACCUUUGUCGAACCCUUCGAGAAUGCCCACUUACCGUCAAUGCCCAGUGAGGAACAAUGCGGUAUGGUCCAGGAGUCCAGGCCGCUGUCUGACAUAUUCACGGAAGCACGGCCACUCGAAGAAGCCAUGCAGGACUUCCUCCGAGCCUGCAUCGACUUCAACGCACGCCCGAGUUUGAUGGGUGCAUGUUCGACGGAACACGAGAGGCUGGUUUACUCGCUCAGUCAACAACAGAAAGCGAACAAACUGUCGUCUUCGGGCACCGUAACACUGGCAGCACUGGCAGGAUACCUGGUCGACAGCAACAAGCAAGGUUGGAGCUUGGAUCAGAAUUCUUGGCUUGCCGUGUGUGUGAAGGCAAGCGGCUCUUUGAAGCUGCCUGAACCGUGUUUCAAGACUGGAUCUCCACCACGUACACGCAAAGGUGCCUACGCCAAUGUCAUCGACUUCUUGAAAUUCGAGGUUGCCGCUGGAGAAAAAGAGAACGCUUUGACUGGUUUUGAGAAGCUGAACCCUGACGCUGGAACCUACGAUAUUGUCCUCAGCAAAUAUUGGAAAGACGCAGUAGAAAAAGGGAAGACGGAGAAGAGCCGUAUGGCCGACAAACCUCGAGCGACAAACAGGAACAACAAAGCAACAGCUCAGUCAAGGAAGUUAACAGACCAACAUAGUGAUGGACGAACCGAUGAGGCUUGUUUGAGUGCCAUUCUGGAGGAUCUUUCACAGCAGACCAAGAAUCUCCUACAAGAAAGGAAGCAAUUGGCCCCUGUGGAUUCCAUUGACUCAUCUUUCGGUGAGUCUAGAGAUUCAGCCAAGUACUCUACCGCCGUCCAGCGCGUCUAUGAGCUCUUUCAGGCCAUUGAGCCCAAGGACAUCGACCAUGAUCUUAGACGCCGCUACGAAGACGAGAAAGAGGCGCAUUUUUCUCACUGGUCGCUGCUGCGAGCAUCGUGUUUGCAUUACGAGGUUUGCCGCAAAGGCACGUUUCCAGAAUGGGUGUGGUAUGUCGCAGGGCGCGAUUUAUGCCAUCUGAAGGCAUUACACCAUGGAGGCAAUGUCCGCCUCGUUCCAGAAGAUAUUUUGGGGAUCAUGCAAGUUAAUUCCAAGUUCGCCAAAGCAAUGUUGGAAAGGAAGACCUUCGAGGCUGAAGAUGUGGGUGCAGGCGAUAUGAUUGACAUUGGAAUGAUGGAGGAUGAAAUUAUGUCUUUGGAUUGACGACGGUACUACCCCUGAUCGAUUGUGGAUUUUGAUACCCAAGAAAUUUGUACUAUCAUGGAAAGAUUGAAUUCCAGGGCGAGACUGGUUUUUGAGGUC
This is a messenger RNA of Exophiala xenobiotica, 4431 nucleotides long. RefSeq lists its product as uncharacterized. NCBI's taxonomy places the organism in Eukaryota, Fungi, Ascomycota, Eurotiomycetes, Chaetothyriales, Herpotrichiellaceae. The record is from RefSeq and is a predicted model, not a curated record. Gene Ontology annotation, biological process: siRNA processing. Bases 274 to 4332 code for a protein of 1352 amino acids. The transcript has 2 exons. Gene Ontology annotation, cellular component: nuclear RNA-directed RNA polymerase complex. Gene Ontology annotation, molecular function: RNA-directed RNA polymerase activity.